AGUGGGGGUUCGUAGCCUUGCUCUGCGCUCCAGGCCAGCAGGUGGCGACAUCAUUUCUAAACGCUGUAACACUGAGGUAUCUAAAUCUUCCUCUACUGCACCGGCUCUCAAUGCGUGUGGGAACGUUGCUAGUUCUACAUAUGAGGGUUGUUAACCUGAAUCCAUGAUGUCUUGGCUAAAAUCUGCGUCUUUCGGCGGUGAAGAUGUAUUUGAUGAGAAUGCGGACGAACUUCAUUUACAAAGUAAAGAAUGGACAUCCAACAUGAAGAAACGCAUCAAGGAUGGAUAUGUGGACGGAGUCAGUGCUGGAGAGGAGGCCUCGCUACAGGUGGGAUUUAACCAGGGCUUCAGAGAAGGAGCAGCUCAAACUGUGGCUGUGGGUCGCCUCAAAGGGAUUGUCAGCGCUGUAUGGUGCUGGUGCCAGAUGCAACAUCCAGAAAAGCCCGUCCCGGCCGGUGUCAUCGACCUUUUGCAACUAGUAACGCAACACGAAGAAGGAAUCAUAGACAGCAUUAGGAAAGCACUGGAGAAUCCUCCUCCUAGUGUGAGCGACGUCUCUGAGAGCAUGGAGGAUCUGGAGGUAAAGCAGCCCGGUCUGGGCUGCGGCGGAACAGGCUGUGAAAACACAGACUGCUGCAGGAGCGAACAAAAAAUGGACUUGGAGAGUUCUCACCAUCAGCACAAUCUAAGCUCUGAGCCCAGUGGUUUCCCCUCCAGGUCACACGAGGGUCUGGACCUGCUUGUGCGGCGCUGCAUGGAUCUGGUUUCUGAGCUGGGACUUCCACAAGAACUGAUCCAUCACAUAGAGGAGCUGAGGAACUCAUAGCAGUUAAUGUCAUAAGUACCAAUACUUGAUGUGAUCUAGACAGGUUUUAAAGAUUUAUUUGAUGUGCAUAGUGUAAAUAAUUUGUAUUUGCAAUUUUUCUAAGAUUUAUUUGAAAAUGAAUAAAAUGUUUACCAAA
This is a messenger RNA of Cyprinodon tularosa, 962 nucleotides long. It is a transcript of the gene otulina, whose product is annotated as OTU deubiquitinase with linear linkage specificity a. The record is from RefSeq and is a predicted model, not a curated record. Lineage: Eukaryota; Metazoa; Chordata; Actinopteri; Cyprinodontiformes; Cyprinodontidae. Bases 164 to 826 code for a protein of 220 amino acids. The transcript has 4 exons.